UGCAUUUUAUCGGUCAUACUUAUUUUUAAUUGAUAUGGUAGGCAUAGGUUUUUGGGGGUUUUUUUGUUUUUUUUUUAAAUGUUGAUCUGUAUGAGUUUUGAAGUAAAAACUCACUGAAUAAAAGUUAAUUCUAACAGAAAACGUUCAAUUUUCUAUUUACAAAAAAAUGUUAUUUUAAGCCACCAGAAAGGGUACAACGAUGGGGUCGGUUCACGGAUUACUUUAUAUUCUUGUAAUCUCAUCCUACUUCAUCACCGGUCAUGGCCAAAAAAUUGUGUGCACACAGGAAGCCAAGGCAGAUUUAGUGUUUUUAGUGGAUGGCUCGGCCAGCAUCGGUCUAAAGAACUUCCAACAGAUUCGCGAGUUCCUCAUGUCCGUCGUGAAGAACUUUGAAAUAGCCCCUAAUAAGGUCAGGGUCGGCAUGGUCCAGUUUAGCGACACACCGAAAACGGAGUUUUUCCUCAACACCUAUGAGGAAAAGCAGGAGAUUCUCGACUACAUUAAGAACUUGCCGUAUAAGACCGGCGGCACCUUCACGGGCGAGGCUUUGAAGUUCUUGCUGAAAAACCACUUCGUUGAGGCAGCGGGGAGUCGGGCGAACCAAAUGGUGCCUCAGAUCGCCUUCGUCAUCACAGACGGAAGCUCUCAGGAUGAGGUCGAGCCACACGCUCAGGAACUGAGGCAGAAGGGAGUCAAGGUGUACGCCAUUGGAAUCAAAGACGCAGACGAGAAGUUCCUAAAGAAGCUCGCUAGUCAGCCUUAUAACAAUCACGUGUACAGCGUGUCUGACUUUAAUGCCCUCCAGGAAAUCUCGCUGAAUGUAGGUCGUGAGCUGUGCACCACCGUAGAAGAGGCACAAGGAGAGCGACAAGAAUGCAGCGAGAUUACCGCAGCAGACAUUGUUUUUCUCGUGGAUUCUUCCGACAGCGUCGGAGAAACCAAAUUUGGAGAAAUUCGCCGUUUCCUCAAUGCUUUUGUAGAGGGACUUGAAAUUGGUGAACAAAAGGUGAGAGUCGGCCUUGCUCAGUUUAGCGACAGACCGUACCAGGAGUUCUUGUUCGGUGAAAAUGAAGCCAUGAAGGAAGAUCUGCUCAGGAAGCUGCUCGGCAUCACAUAUCGCAAGGGUGGGCCAAAAAGAACAGGGCUCGCUCUGGACUUCAUUCGGAACACCUACUUCAGCCAAGCUAGGCAAAGAGCUUCCAAGAUCGCCAUCGUGAUCACGGACGGGGAGUCGAGCGACGCCGUGCAGGGGCCGGCUCAGGAGCUCCGAAAGCAGGGAGUCGUCGUCUUUGUGAUCGAGACCGGACCGGCGAAUAACGCGCAGCUCCAAGCCAUUGCUAACAGUCCCCAGACAGAAUUCUUGUUCAGCACGGACAAUUACCAAAAUUUACUAGGCCUGAUCGAGAACCUACGCAGAAGAGUGUGUACCGCUGUCGAUGACCAAUUACGAGCUUCUUCCCCCAAAUUCUCAGAUGUCUUUUUCCUGGUGGAUAGUACAGCAUCAAAACAAGAGUCCCAACAAAUCAGAAACUUCUUGCUGCGACUGGUCAACCAGCUCGCCGUAGACAAGGAUGGUAACCAUGUUGGCCUGGCACAGUUCAGCGACGGCGUCGAAGAGGAAUUUCUUCUCAAUAAUAAUAAGACCAGAAACGAAAUCUUAUCGUCCAUACGCAAUCUCCGACUUAAGCCCAAAGGCGUGCGUCAAAUUGGAAACGCAAUCGAACACGCACGCAAGAACUUCUUCAAUACGUCGACCGGUAGCCGUCUCGCCCAAGGCUUCAAACAGGUCCUGCUGGUGACGAGCGUGGGGAAAUCGAACGACAGUGUCAUUCGGCCAUCGCGUACGAUCAGAAAGGACGGAAUGCACGUGAUCUCUGUCGGCUUGGGCAAAGCCGAAGUGGAAGAGCUGGACGACAUUUCUAGUCCGAAUCAGACCUACAAAAUGACGACGCAAAACCUUCCGCAGGUGCUACAGAAAGUCAAGUCCGUGAUUGAAUCAGAAGAUGUGCUCAGUAUCUCCCAAGACUGCAAAUCCGCCAACAUCGCAGACGUCGUGUUUAUCGUCGACGAAUCUGGCAACAUGGGACCGGAAAACUUUCAGCUUGUACGCAACUUCCUCAUAAACACCAUUUCGGGGCUCGACGUAGGCAUCGACAAAGUGAGGAUAGCCAUCGUUCACUACAGCGAUGUCCCCAGGGCCGACGUUUAUCUCAACACGUUCAGAGACAAGAGUGAAAUUCUGCAGUACGUUCAGAGGCUGUCCUACGGCAGAGGCAAAGCGUACACCGGAGCCGCUCUACGAUUUGCCAAGGACAACGUAUUCACCAAGGAAAGAGGCAGCCGAAGUGAUGAACACGUUCAACAGAUCGCAGUGGUCAUCACAGACGGAUGGUCUGCCGACGACAUCACCAACGUGGCAGCAGAGCUGCGUCGCUCGGGCGUUACAGUUUUUGCUCUGGGCAUCAAAAACGUUAACUUACAAGAAUUGAAUGAGAUCGCGUCCUACCCACCCAGAAAGUUUGUGCUUAACGUAGAGAGUUUCAAUAAGCUCAAUGCAUUGUCGAGUAUGCUAACAAAAAGCCUUUGUGGGGAUAUUACCUCCGCCUUCAUACCCAUGUUCAAAGAUAUUACCCUUCAGAAAGGCUGCAAGUUCACAGCUGAAGCAGACAUCUACUUCCUACUCGAUGAAUCGGGGAGCAUUUCUUACGAAGACUUCGAUGAGAUGAAAGCUUUUAUUUUAGAGUUCCUUCAUACGUUCGAUAUCGGACCCGAUAAGGUGCGCAUCGGCGUGGUGAAAUUUGCGAGCCACGCGACCACCGUCUUCCGCCUGGACACUUACGACACAAAGUCGGACGUGGAAAAAGCAGUGAAAGAGCUAAUAAUGUACGGGGGUGGCACUAGAAUCGACCUGGGACUGGAAGCAAUGAUCCCGCUCUUUGGGCGAGCGUCACAAACACGCAAGGAUAAGGUCCGCGAGAUACUCAUCAUGAUUACCGACGGCAAAUCCGAGGCGGUCGGAACGCCGGUGAAUAUUCCGGCUGAAGAACUGAGGAGGCAGAACAUCACGAUCUACGCCAUCGGAGUGAAAGACGCGGAUAUGGCCGAGCUGGAAGAUGUCUCCGGAAGCCCUAAAAGGACGUUUUAUGUCCAAAACUACGAUGCCCUUAAGCUAAUUAAAACCAAAAUCCUUAAAGAAAUUUGUUCAUUUGAAGCUUGUGAAGAUAUUUCGGCGGAUAUCGUCUUUCUGAUCGACGGUGCAGAUUCGGUUGACGAGCUAGACUUUAAAAAGACCAAGGAACUCGUAGGAUUUGCCGUAGAAAAACUCCCUAUAAAAGAGAACAGGGUGCGACUCGCUGUCGUUCAAUACAGCACACGCACAACUGAGGAAUUUCUCUUAAACGAAUUCCACGAUAAAGACUCAUUACAAAAGAAAAUUGCAUCCAUCCAGCAGCUCCGAGGCAAAACCUACACAGGCAAGGCACUUAAAGAUGUUUUAACAGUGUUUCAGGAGUCCAGUGGAGGACGUGCGAAUACUUUGCAGUUCCUAAUACUCGUUACCGAUAGCGUGUCCAAAGACGACGUAGUACAGCCUUCUCGAGAUCUUAGGGAGCGGAACGUCAACAUUUAUGCUAUCGGUUUGGGACACGCUAGUAAAUCUCAGUUGCUCGAUAUUUCCGGAUCUUAUGACAGAGUCUACCUAGACAACAACUUUGCUUCCCUGCAGAACUUGGGUAGUGAGGUUAUCUUCAAGAUUUGCAAUACUGAGUGCAAAAGACCUGAACUGAUGGAUGUAAUCUUUCUGGUGGACGGCUCUGGUGGUGGCGACAACGACAAUUUUCAGCUCAUGAAAAGAUUCCUGGGAGCGGUGGUGAAAAAGGCAGACGUCGGGGAGAAAAGAGUCCGCUUCGGAGCGAUCGUUUACUCCGACCGGCCUAAACCCGAAUUCACUCUAAAUCAGUACAUCAGCAAGGACAAGGUUCAGGAAGCCAUCUCAGUGAUGAACGCUCCUGGAGGUAGGAGAAACACAGCCCAGGCUCUCAAGUCUGCACUCUCCUACUUUGCGGCGGCGCAUGGAGGAAGGCGUUCUCAGCAUGUUCCUCAGGUGCUAUGCUUGAUAACCGAUGGUCCGGUCGCCGACUCUGCUGACCUCACAAAAUGGCCGGAAGAUCUCGCAGGUUCCGAGGUCAACAUGUUCGCGAUCGGGAUGGCGGGAGCCAACGAGGCCGAGCUCACAAGAAUUACCGGGAAUGACAAAAGGACCUAUUAUGUGGACGACUACGAGGCUUUUAAAAUGCUGUCUAAACCAAUUACUCAACAACUCUGCAAUCUGACAAAGCCAGUGUGUGAGAAGGAGACGGCAGAUCUGGUCAUUUUGAUCGAUGGGUCCGAAUCGAUUUCCGAGAUCAACUGGAAAGUUGUAAAGGGCUCCGCGAUCAACAUCGUGAAAAAGCUCGAAAUCGCACCAGACAGAUGGCGGGUUAGCGUGGCUCAGUUUAGCGACAAAGUACUGAAUCACUUCUACCUGGACAAAUACAGCGAUAUACAAGGAGUGGAAAAUGCCAUAGAUGAGAUUACCCAAAGGAAACAAGGUACAAACACCUGGGAAGCACUUAAAGAAAUAGCAGAUUACUUUACACCAGAGCAUGGAAGCAGGAUAAAGGAAGGAGUGUCUCAGAACUUGCUGCUGAUCACAGAUGGCAAAGCUAACGACAAGGAGGAUCCAAGUACACUAGCUAAUCUUAGAGCAAAGAACAUUGCGGUAUAUGCUAUUGGGAUCGGACAGGAUAUAAAUCACCAUGAGCUCAUCAAAAUCGCUGGUUCCAAAGAGCGGGUUUUCUACGAGACUUUUGAGAGUCUUUCGCUGAAGACGACCGCCGGAAAAGUUCUAGAAGCCAUCUGCACACCGGAUAUCAUACCGGAUCCGCAGGGAUGCUCUAUUGACAUUGGCAUCGGAUUUGAUGCAUCACGCAGAACAAGCUCACAGCCUCUACUGGGACCACACGCAGAGUCCCUUGUCGCUGCAGCUAUUCAUCGUUUAUCCAUGAUCGGUGGGCUCUGCUGCGUCGCUGCAGACAAAAUUGAAACCAAGAUUGGUUUCCGCGUCGUCUCUGGCAACGACGGGAAAGUUAUGGAUGAUUUUAACUUUGAAAAGUAUGACCAGAACGUGGUCACCAAGGUGCUCCAUAUACGGCCUGCGACGCCUACCGCUUUCAACGCGCUCCUCCUAAACUCCUUCAGACAAAAAUUCUCUCGCUCGCAGGCCGGAGUGAAGGUGGUUAUCCUAUUCACGGACGGAUUCGAUGACUCCAUGGAAUCUCUAAAAGCGAGUGCAGAGAGCCUCCAGAAAAGCGGGGUUAAUGCACUGGUGAUUGUGGCCCUGAAAGACAACAUGGACCACCAAGCGCUGGAAUUCGGACGAGGUUUCAGCUACGGCAAGCCCCUUUCCAUCAACAUGCUUAACGUGGGCAAUGCACUGCUGGAGCAGCUUGAGGCAGUGGCAUCGAGAGAGUGCUGCAAUGUGACAUGUACAUGCAGAGGCGAUUUUGGUUUCUUGGGAACGUUUGGGCCCCCGGGACUAAAGGGAGGACCGGGGCUAACUGGCCAUCCAGGAAUACCCGGUGAUGACGGAAGCUCGGGUGAAAGGGGUGCGCCUGGUCUGAACGGAACUCAAGGACACCAAGGCUGCCCUGGCAAAAGAGGUCUCAAGGGAUCUAUCGGAUACACUGGGAAUCGAGGAGACGAUGGAGAGUUCGGUCUCAUUGGGGUGGACGGUGAACAGGGUUUUCCUGGUGCAACCGGAGUGGCGGGACCGAACGGAGAUCCAGGUCGACCAGGUGUAAAGGGAGUUAAAGGAGGUUCCGGCCCAAAGGGAGAACGUGGUGUGGGAGGAGAUCCUGGGAUACCAGGAGAAGACAGCACCGUGCGGGGUCCGAAGGGUGAGCCGGGAUACGCAGGCCGUCCUGGUGAUCAAGGCCCAUAUGGAGCUCCGGGUCGAACAGGCGAACGUGGAGAGGAUGGUUUCCCUGGGAGGAAGGGACCACCAGGACCUCCAGGGCUUUCCUCUACUGAACAAGGAGAACCAGGACCACAGGGUCCCGCUGGACAUCCGGGAUUGCGGGGUCCUCCUGGAAGAAAUGGAGCCAAAGGAGAGAAAGGUGAUCAAGCUCUACCUGGAGUUCGGGGACUGUACGGUGCAGUCGGGGUUAUCGGGGCCAAAGGAAACCCUGGACGCAGAGGGCCACGGGGUCAGAUAGGUGACGUGGGCAAUAAAGGUGACAACGGACCUGAGGGUUUCAGAGGACCACCGGGCAACAUUGGCGCAGAUGGUUACGGACCAUCAGGACGUAAAGGACAAAAAGGAAAUCCUGGUUUUCCUGGUUAUCCUGGGCUACCGGGUGAAGAUGGAACUAAAGGAUCCGCUGGAAAGGGAGGGGCCAAAGGAUACAGAGGACGGCCGGGGAACAGUGGAAAUCGGGGACCUCCUGGAGAUCCUGGAGAAAAAGGGCUGAAUGGACACCAGGGUCCUAAAGGAUCACCAGGAACCAGUGUGAAAACUGAAUGCGAAUUAGUGAAUUACGUGCGUGAAAACUGCGCUUGCUGUGGAGGUCACACCCAGUGUCCAGGUUACCCUACGGAGCUAGUGAUUGCUCUGGACAUGUCCUCUGACGUAGCCCCGAGGGCGUUCGAGAGGAUGCGUUCUACGACCCUGUCUCUGCUAGAGGACGUCCGCAUCGCCGAGACGAACUGUCCGGUGGGAGCUCGAGUUGCCGUCGUGUCCUACAACAGUCAAACCAAUUAUCUGAUCCGUUUCUCGGACCACCAUCGGAAGAGUCAGCUACUGGAGGCCGUCAAGGGAAUCUCUCUGCAAAGGAGCAGGAACCGCCGCGAUAUCGGCCAGGCCUUGAGCUUCAUUGCUGAGAACGUCCUCAAACGCGUCCGAAACGGCAAACUGGUCAGGAAGGUGGUCAUCGUCCUGACAAACGGGGACUCACAGGACAUCCCAGCAAUCAACACGGGCAUGAUGAAGCUCAAGGCUUUAGAUAUCAACCUGGGAGUCAUCACCUUCAACGAUGCUCCAAAUGUUCGUCGUGCCAUCCAGGCUGAUGAAACAAGAAGUUUCAGGGUUUCUGAUUAUCAGGACGCCAGCUGGUUUAAAGAGUGCGUCAUCUGUUUCGAUCACUGUAACCCACACCGGAGAUGUGACAUAAUACUAAACCCUGAGCCCGAGGAGGUGGACGUGGACCUGACUGUAAUGAUGGACUCCUCUUACGACCUUCGGGCUGAUCAGUACUCUGACGUGAAGGAACUCUUGGUGUCUGUGCUGGACGUGGUAGACAUGAGCAACGAACCUACCAUAGCGGAUGGGAAGGCCAGGAUCGGCGUCUAUCAGCAGAGCUCUGCUUACCCCAACUUCCACGUCGAGGAAGUGAUCGGACUCGGCGCAUUCGAAGACCGCGCCGCGAUAGAGAGGUGCAUUUCCGAAGACAUGCGACAAGCCGGCGGUUCGCCGCGUCUCGAUUCGGCUCUGGACUGGAUCGUAAACAAAGUUCUCCUGGAAGCGCAGGCUCCGAGGAAGAAGCGUAUGGUCCUGAACAUCCUCGGUGAAGAAUCGGAGCGUUUCGUGGACAGAGACGAGCUGAAAUACGUCUCCAUGCUCGCUCAGUGUAACGAUAUCGUGAUGGUCACGCUGACUGCGGGAGAAAAAUUCAACUGGACUCUGGUAAAAGGUCUCAGCACACCGCCGUCAGAGCAACACCAUAUACCUCUGGGACAGCUGGGGCCGAGGGACAGGAAGUAUGCUCAGAAAUAUUUACGAGCCUUCCUACGCAUGCUCACCAGAGAUUUCUUUCCCAAACCAUCUUCUCUAAAUGACAAGUGCAGCACUUUUGUUCCAAAGGAGAGGGUACAUUUGCCUGUUGUUCCUCCAACAAAAAGACCUGAAGUUUUCGCCACCACUGAAGAGAUCACCACUCCACCCGUUACCGAGGCCUACACCGAAGCAAGCGCGGACGAAUAUCAGGAAACCAUGGCGCCGCUUCCGGAAGUGUUCUUAACUAUGUAUACAGAAACGUAUACGAAUGUGUACACGGAGACGUACACGGAGACGUACACGGAGACGUACACGGAACGUCCGCAAAUAAUCGUCGAGACAUUUCCGGAGGUGUAUACGGAGACGUUCACGGAGACGGAUGUAUACGAGGACGUUUACCCGAACGAGUAUCGGGACCAGCCUGUGGACGAGCGCGCCGAAGGGCCGGAGGUGAAAAGCGAGACGGCCGAGAAGCGAGACGAAAAGGACGCCGCGCACCGAAACGGACCCGAUCCGUCCAAGGCCCGAUGCUUGCUCGAGAAGGACAUGGGGAGGGUGUGUUCAAGCUACGAGGCCAGGUGGUACUACGAUCGGAACGCUGGGAAAUGCACCCACUUCUGGUACGGCGGCUGCGACGGGAACGACAACCGCUUCCCGACUGAAGCCGAGUGCGAGGAGACGUGUGGAGGGUUACGUGAGUCAGAAGCGGAUGUUCAAGCUUUUCAGAAGGACGAACCAUCAAAAGCGACAGAUGUUUGCCAGCUCGCUCAGGACAUGGGCACGUGCUUCAACUUCAUGCUGAAAUGGUACUACGACGCCUCGAAGAGAGAGUGCGGCCGCUUCUGGUACGGAGGCUGCGAGGGCAACGGGAACAGGUUUGACACGCAGGAGGAGUGUAAAGCUCGCUGUCUGGGGCCCAAUAAUAAACGCUGAACAUGUGGCACGUCGUAAACAUCCACUUCAUUUACAGGGUUAAUUUAAUUGAUCUGUGUUGUUGAGAAUUUUAUUAUUAUUUUUUUUUUAACAAAUUUUGACUUUUAUAUGUUUCAUGAUUGAUAGAAGAGCAGCACAGGGCAGUAAUAAGUCCAGUUUUAAUCACAGUCUGUACAGACAGAACUGACUCAAUGUUAUUAUAUCAAAUAUCAGUUUAAAGUCAGAUUGAGAUCAAAUGCCAUUGGUUAAGUAUACGGAAGGAAAAAAAAAUUAUAUUAUUAACUGCAUAUAGCAAAACACAAGACCUGAUUUAUUGAUUUAUUGGACUCUGAAUCAUCAAAAAUGUGUCCUUGUCAAAAUUUAUGAUGGUUUGGUGUGUAUAAAAA
Ictalurus furcatus (blue catfish) is the source of this 9129-nucleotide messenger RNA. RefSeq names its product collagen alpha-6(VI) chain. Bases 200 to 8743 code for a protein of 2847 amino acids. Lineage: Eukaryota; Metazoa; Chordata; Actinopteri; Siluriformes; Ictaluridae. The transcript is spliced from 41 exons. Gene Ontology annotation, molecular function: serine-type endopeptidase inhibitor activity. The record is from RefSeq and is a predicted model, not a curated record.